Eucalyptus grandis is the source of this 607-nucleotide messenger RNA. RefSeq lists its product as uncharacterized. Gene Ontology annotation, cellular component: mitochondrion. The coding region runs from base 93 to 323 and encodes 76 amino acids. The transcript has 2 exons. The record is from RefSeq and is a predicted model, not a curated record. Gene Ontology annotation, biological process: mitochondrial respiratory chain complex IV assembly. NCBI's taxonomy places the organism in Eukaryota, Viridiplantae, Streptophyta, Magnoliopsida, Myrtales, Myrtaceae.
CUCUCUCUCUCUUUUUCUCUCUGUGGGUAUUGCAAUUGCAGGGGUCUUCGUUUGCCGAGAAUUCUGCAGUUCACGGUCUUCCCGGCGAGAAAAUGUCGUCCAUCGGAACGUCGAAGGGCAUCCUGGAGAUCGCCAAGUUCGGCGUCUACGUGACGGUCCCCAUCGUUCUCAUGUACGCCUUCGCCAACAACUCCAAGAAUCUCCAGAAAUUCAUGGGCACUAAAUCUUACGUGGUAUACCCACCUGAGGGACCGAGGCCGCCUUCGCCAGAAGAGCUGAGGGAAAUGGCAAGAGAGAUUGCUCGCAAGAGAAACAAUCAAUAAACAGCUUCUCUCUGAUGCGGGUCGGAGUUUCUCCGCAUACUUGUUUGUAUUAUGCGAGAAACAAUAAGCUUGUACGUGUUAUAAUUUCUUAGUGAAGUCACCCUCAUUCUCCUUCCCAUCCCAUCAAGUAAAUAGAAGCAAUUAAAGGAAAGGUUCGUGGAUGUAUGCGAUGUAUGCUUGCUGUUGUGAUGGAUUUACCCAUUGUUUCCUCGUGUAUACCAUCUCAAUUUCGAGAAACCUUUGCCAGAGAACAGGAUUGAAGAACCAUGGAAUGCUAGGUUCGA